This is a messenger RNA of Lycium ferocissimum, 774 nucleotides long. RefSeq lists its product as uncharacterized. Lineage: Eukaryota; Viridiplantae; Streptophyta; Magnoliopsida; Solanales; Solanaceae. The transcript has a single exon. The record is from RefSeq and is a predicted model, not a curated record. Bases 1 to 774 code for a protein of 257 amino acids.
AUGGAAGUCUACCCAAGCAUGUUUCAGAUUGCUCGAGACAAAAACUCCACAAUUGCACAGAAUAGAUGUGGCAAUAGCUGGAGUGUAGUGCUCAGGAGAAAUGUGCAGGAUUGGGAGAUGGGGAGUCUGCUUGAACUACUUGCUAAUGUGGAGAAAUAUAAGACGAAUGACACAUGUGCUGAUACAUUGUUAUGGGGAAGAAAUAACUCUUUCACUGUAAAAGAUUGUUAUCAUCAUAUAUGCUGCCAGAAUCAGAUCAUUGAGCUUUGGCCCUGGAAACUUAUUUGGAAGACCAAAAUGCCUACCAAGAUCAUCUGCUUUUGUUGGAUUGCCGCCCAUGAAGCAUGUUUAACAAUAGAUAAUCUGAAUAAAAAAGGCCUCGAACUGGAAGAUAAGUGCUGUAUGUGUCAAAAUAGCCCAGAGACAAUCAAUCACCCGCUCCUUCACUGUGCAGUGGCAAAGGACCUACGGAAUAUGUUCUGCUGUAUUUUUGGCUUAGAAUGGAUCAUGCCACAAAAUGUGAAAGAGGCUUAUGCAAGCUGGAAUUCAUGGAGAGUUGAUAAGUCCAUCAAGAAAGUCUGGGUGAUGAUCCCUGGAGUUAUUUUUUGGGGUUUAUGGACUGAAAGGAACCGUAGAUGUUUUGACGGGAUUUCAACUCCAAACCACUCUCUUAAAGCUAGUUGUCUAUUUCUUCUGUUCAGUUGGGUUAAUUUAACCCCUGUAUUUAGCACUGAACAGUUUUUGGACUUUGUUAGCUUGCUAGUGCUAGUUUGA